GAAAAAUAUAAAAAAUAGAAAACUUGUAAACAAAAAUGCAUUUUAUGUUUUUAGAAAAGUUGAAUCUGCUUGGAGGAAAAAUGGCGACUGGAAAAGCCGCUACUCAAAACUGUACUCUACAGGACGAGUUUCACUCAGGUACUGAAGUUGCAGGUAUUGAGAGAAAAUCACGGGCCAUUUUCGAUAAAAUCGGAUACUCUGUCUCAUGCGUCCUCCACCAAUCUAAAAUGUCUUCCGAGCUGGCAGUUCUUGGUUUUCUCAGGUCUCAAGAUGAAGAGCCACGUCGCAUUUCAUUCAUGAGCAAUGACUCCACGCCUUACACGUCUUUAUUAAUGAGGAUGCGCGCUAGCCAACGGGACUCGAUAUGUCACUCCGAAGAUACCUCCUCGAGAUAUCUUGGCUCAACAUUGUCUCAGCGCAGCGACUUUUAUAACAGCUACAGGAGUAGUAUACAAUAUAGUAAUGAUUUAGGUGGCAACGAAACACUGCUUUUGGAUAUGGUCCGUGCUCGAAAUCGUGAAUUAGAAGAAUCACCAGAUAAAUCUUUAAACUUGCCCUCAGAUAAUAUGUCAGACGACCAGUCCAGCGACGCGUGCAUCCACGGUCUCAGCUUACGAAUGACGGAACGAAGCGUAUCCAGGUCCCGUGUAUCUCGGAUAUCGACCCGACGGGAUAUGGACAUACCAUCUAUACUAGCAUUCACCACUACCACACCAGCACCUACACAGAUAGAAAUCCCAGCCUUCCAUAAGAUGAAUACGCCUCAACGUGAGGAGAUUCCUCGAUGGUCCAUUCGUCGAUCCGUGUGUCCCGUUUGUUCUCAGAAAUGGAAAGAUCGAAGCUCUAUUAGAAAUGUUAAGAAUUCUGGCUUGAAAAAGAAUUCUUCGGUGGAGUUGCCCACAAUAACAGCCCCGGCUAGAUUAAAGACGUCAAUCACAUUGGCAUACGUACCUCGUCCUGCCCUCGCUGUGGUUGACGAAGAAGCGGGUAUGGGCCACGGUUCAAUGCGCAACACAAGUACAGCUUGGCAACUGACACGUGCACGUCGUCUGCGCAUGCCUAAACCACAGAUGCCGCCCCCCGAAGCUACUGCACCGCCUAGUUCCACAGCGCCCUUAGCCCGCAAAGAUCUGGACGUCCGCGUAAAUAAGUUUCUGAAUGAUGAAGGCUUUACAAAAUAUUUGUAUUGAUAUAUUUAAUGAAUCUAAAAUCGAAUGCAAAGAUGAUUUUCAUAAUAAAUCACUCACUAUACAUAUGCUAA
Molecule: messenger RNA, 1261 nt
Organism: Manduca sexta (tobacco hornworm)
Lineage: Eukaryota; Metazoa; Arthropoda; Insecta; Lepidoptera; Sphingidae
Exons: 9
Coding region: 36-1190 (384 amino acids)
Source: RefSeq, a predicted model, not a curated record